Heteronotia binoei (common prickly gecko) is the source of this 705-nucleotide messenger RNA. It is a transcript of the gene FABP3, whose product is annotated as fatty acid binding protein 3. NCBI's taxonomy places the organism in Eukaryota, Metazoa, Chordata, Lepidosauria, Squamata, Gekkonidae. The transcript has 4 exons. Gene Ontology annotation, biological process: fatty acid transport. Bases 131 to 532 code for a protein of 133 amino acids. The record is from RefSeq and is a predicted model, not a curated record. Gene Ontology annotation, cellular component: cytosol; nucleus. Gene Ontology annotation, molecular function: fatty acid binding.
GCCCAGCGAGGAGCAGCCAGAAGGAAAGGCAGCGCCCGCCGGAGAGCGAAGGGGGAAAGAUCGCGCGCCUUGCCCGGCCUCUGCCGCCGCCGCCGCCGCUGCACGCCCCUUCCCGCCACCCAGCCCAGCCAUGGCCGAAGCUUUCGCGGGCACCUGGAACCUGAUCGACAGCAGCAAUUUCGACGACUACAUGAAGGGCAUCGGUGUGGGCUUUGCCACAAGGCAGAUAGCAAACAUGACCAAGCCCUCCACCAUUAUUGAAGUUGAUGGGAUCAAGAUAUGUCUCAAGACUCAGAGCACUUUCAAGAGCACAGAGAUCAACUUUAAGCUGGGAGAAGAAUUUGAUGAGACAACUGCGGAUGACAGGCACGUCAAGUCCAUUGUGACAUUAGAAGGCGGAAAACUCAUUCAUGUGCAGAAAUGGGAUGGAAAGGAGACAACGUUAGUCCGGGAACUGAAGGAUGGAAAACUAAUUUUGACUCUGACCAUCGGUGACAUCGUCUGCACUCGUACUUACCAGAAAGCACAGUAACGGCUUCUACCUGCUUUCGACCACCAGUCAUUCAAUGCCAACCUCAUUGCCAAAUUGCCUGCGGUUUUUUUAAUCCAGUGUUUUGUAUAGUUAUUGGACUUUUGAACCCAUUUGGUAUUUGACUCUCCUCACAAUUACCUAUCAAACCAAUCUCUUGAGUUUUUCUUGAUUUU